AUGUUGAUAGAUGGGGAUGCUGUGGUGGAACGCUUUAUUGGGAUUGUUCAUGUUCGUAAUACUAGUGCUCUAUGUUUAAAAGAAGCAAUUGUUAACUACCUUGCUCAACAUUCUUUGAGUUUAUCUAAUAUACGUGGACAAUGCUAUGAUGGAGCAAGCAAUAUGCAAGGGCGUCUAAGUGGCCUUAAAAUUUUAAUUCAACAGGAAAGUAGAUCAGCUCAUGCGAUUCAUUGUUUUGCUCAUCAACUUCAAUUGACUCUUGUCGGGGUAUCUAAAAAAUGUCUUCCGGUUGGAGAACUUGUAUUGUUGGUUUCUAAUGUCUUAAAUGUAGUGGGAGGUUCUUUUAAACGCAUGGAUGAACUUCGAGAAUCUCAAGCAGAAAAAGUUCAAGAGGCACUAGAUAUGGGCGAGGUUGAAAGCGGUAAGGGCUUGAAUCGAAAGCUUGGUCUUGCUAGAGCUGUGAUACGCGUUGGGGUUCACACUACAAAUCAUUUAAGAACUUCAACUUCAAAUGAUCGUUUUAAUGAGGAGAGAACGGAUUUGCUUAUUGGAGUUGCUUGCUUGAAUCCAGUUGACUCAUUUUCUAGUUUUGACAUCAAUAAAAUAUUGAGAAUGGCUGAAUUAUAUCCUGAUGAUUUUGGUGAAGAUAUAAUGGUUACUCUUAAAAAUCAGCUUGAGACUUAUAUUGUUGAUGUCCGUGAUGUUGAUGAAAGGUUCUCCAACCUGAAAGGACUUGGUGAUCUUUCUAAAGAGCUAGAUAAGGCAAAGAAACAUUUAAAUUAUCCCCUUGUGUUUCGCCUUGUAAAAUUUUAUUGCUCCUACCGGUCGCCACCGCUACGGUUGAAAGAGCUUUUCGGCGAUGAAGUUGAUAAAAAGAGUGAAUUGCGAAAUCGAAUGGAUGACGACUUCAUGAGUGGUUGUAUGCUGACAUGCCAAAGGAGAGCUGCCCUGUUACUGUCUCUGCUUGAUCCUGCACAGACUUUGGCUCUCAACAACUUGUAA
Lycium ferocissimum is the source of this 1002-nucleotide messenger RNA. RefSeq lists its product as uncharacterized. The record is from RefSeq and is a predicted model, not a curated record. NCBI's taxonomy places the organism in Eukaryota, Viridiplantae, Streptophyta, Magnoliopsida, Solanales, Solanaceae. Bases 1 to 1002 code for a protein of 333 amino acids. The transcript is spliced from 3 exons.